AUGCAAAAGGCGCAGGCGUCACCGGACGACGCCGCUCCGCGACGGCACAGACCGCGGCUCAGUCCGACGAGCGGCAAAGCGGCGAAGAGUGCGGUGCGUCUCGACCCGUCGGCUCGUCCGACGCUGCAGGCGAGGCGCCGCAUCCUGGCCGCCGCUGCUGCCAGGCUGCCCAGCUGUGCUGCUGCACGUCUCGCCACUGUGGCUUUGGGUUUGGCUUCCCACCCCACCGCUUCUCGCGCGUCAGGAACAUCGGCUCAACCCGCUCUCUCGCUCACGUCCCCACCACACCUCGUCGGCUCAUCCUCCUCCGGUGUCGAGCCUGGAGCCUAUCGCAUCGCAUCGCCGCCGACUCCUUUCCACUGGUCGCCACAGUCCCAUAUAAUCCUCAGUUCCGACGAGCGCUCGUCCCUUUCCUCCCCCAACCAUUCCCCUUCUCCUCCUCCUAUCCGCAACCCGUGA
Molecule: messenger RNA, 459 nt
Organism: Moesziomyces antarcticus
Lineage: Eukaryota; Fungi; Basidiomycota; Ustilaginomycetes; Ustilaginales; Ustilaginaceae
Exons: 3
Coding region: 1-459 (152 amino acids)
Source: RefSeq, a predicted model, not a curated record